This is a messenger RNA of Otolemur garnettii (small-eared galago), 1134 nucleotides long. Its product is annotated as actin-related protein T1-like. The record is from RefSeq and is a predicted model, not a curated record. NCBI's taxonomy places the organism in Eukaryota, Metazoa, Chordata, Mammalia, Primates, Galagidae. Gene Ontology annotation, molecular function: chromatin binding. Bases 1 to 1134 code for a protein of 377 amino acids. Gene Ontology annotation, cellular component: nucleus. The transcript has a single exon. Gene Ontology annotation, biological process: regulation of DNA-templated transcription.
AUGUUUGAUCCACAUGUCUUAGAUGUUCCAGCUGUUAUUUUUGACAAUGGUUCGGGAUUCUGCAAAGUAGGCAUUUGCGGAGAAACUGGACCUCGUAAUGUCAUCAACUCUGUCGUGGGGCAUCCUAAAGUUAGCAAUCCUUCAGAAAGAGCCAAUGAGAAGAAGUACUCCGUGAGAGAAGUAUCCCAGUACAAGAAUGAGACAUUAUAUUUGCGUUACCCCAUUGAACGUGGACUCAUAACAAGAUGGGAUGACAUGGAGAAACUCUUGAAACACCUUUUUGAGUACUGCCUGGGAGUAAAACCCUGUGACCAACCUGUACUGAUGACGGAGCCCUCCUUAAACCCAAGGGAGACUCGAGAGAAGCUUGCUGAAAUGAUGUUUGAGAACUUUAAUGUGCCUGCUCUCUACCUGUCCAACCAUGCUGUGGCAGCUCUCUAUGCCUCUGCCUGUGUCACAGGCAUAGUGGUGGAUAGUGGACAUGGGGUCACCAGCACUGUCCCCAUCUUUCAGGGUUGUGCCCUGCCUCAUGCGGUCACCAAACUCAAUGUGGCAGGGAGGGACAUCAUGGAGCACCUCGCCGAACUCCUCUCUGAUAAAGAGUGCACUUAUUCUGGCAUUCUCAACAAGACCGUGGUGAAUGAUAUUAAAGAAAGGAUGUGCUACAUUGCAUUAGAGCCAGAGAAAGAGCUAUACAAGAAGCCUAAGGAAGUAUUUCGAGAAUACAGACUUCCAGAUGGGAAUGUCAUCCACCUGGGGCACCCAUUAUACCAGGCACCAGAGAUUCUAUUUGCACCUGACCAGCUAGGCAUCCAGAGUCCAGGACUCUCAAAAAUGGUCACCAGCAGCAUUAUGAAAUGUUCCACUGACAUCCAGAAGAACCUUUUUGGAGAGAUUGUACUGUGUGGGGGCACCACACUUUUUCCUGGACUGGAGGAAAGGCUCAUGAAAGAACUAGAACAGCAAGCUUCCAAAGGAACACCCAUUAAGAUCAUGGCUUCCCAAGAUAGACGUUUUUCUGCAUGGAUUGGUGCAUCCAUAAUGACUUCUGUAAGCUCUUUCAAGCAGAUGUGGGUCACUUCUGAAGAUUUCAAGGAGUUUGGGGCAUCUGUAGUUCAGAGACGAUGCUUUUGA